Messenger RNA from Penicillium crustosum, 1104 nucleotides. RefSeq names its product Nucleoside phosphorylase. Gene Ontology annotation, molecular function: catalytic activity. The transcript has a single exon. The record is from RefSeq and is a predicted model, not a curated record. The coding region runs from base 1 to 1104 and encodes 367 amino acids. Gene Ontology annotation, biological process: nucleoside metabolic process. Lineage: Eukaryota; Fungi; Ascomycota; Eurotiomycetes; Eurotiales; Aspergillaceae.
AUGUCGAGCACGAAGGACUACAGUGUAGGCUGGAUCUCAGCCAUCAAGGCCGAAUACGUUGCCGCAGAUGUGUUUCUGGACGAAACGCACGAUCGCCCUGCCGAUGUUCCAGCUGACGACUACAAUGAUUAUACCUUUGGCAAAAUUGGGGAGCAUAAUGUGGUCAUCUCCGCUCUUCCUAAGGGAGAGUAUGGCGAAUCCUCGGCGACUGGUGUCAUCAAGGAUAUGAUCCGUAGCUUCACCAAUGUCCGUAUUGCGCUCAUGGUUGGGAUCGGCGGUGGUGCACCAAGUGCUUGGAACGACAUUCGGCUCGGUGAUAUCGUUGUUGGCGUUCCUGGCAACCGUGAAGGUGGCGUGCUACAGUAUGACUUCGGGAAGACAAUCCAAGGCCAAAGCUUCCAGCCAACUGGUUUCCUCAGUCCGCCGCCCAGAUCGCUACUUGCCGCGGUACAAGGACUCGACAAGCAUUACACAAUCCGUGGUCAUAAGAUUGAAGAGGCGGUUAUGAGUGUACUCGACAACAAUCCGCGACUCAGAAGGGAUUAUGGACGGCCGGAAAUGUCGACGGAUCGACUUUACAAGAGUGAUGUUGUCCAUCUGCCUGGGUCCAAGGCGCCUUGUCUUACUGUUUGCGGCGAUGACAAAUCCGUGUUAGUUAUCAGAAAUGAACGUCACGAAGAUGAAGAUAACACCAAGAUCCACUACGGUCUAAUCGCAUCCGCCAAUUCACUCAUGAAGGAUGCUGAAAUCAGAGACCGAUUUGCCCAACAAAACGAUGUCCUAUGCUUUGAGAUGGAGGCAGCCGGAUUGGUCAAACAUUUCCCUUGUCUUGUGAUACGAGGGAUCUGUGAUUACUCUGAUUCACACAAAAGUAAAGAAUGGCAGGGCUUCGCAGCCAUGGUGGCUGCGGCGUACGCCAAGGACUUACUGAAUCGGCUUCCCCCAGUUCAGGUCGCGCGAGAGAAAAAGGUCGCUAUGGUGCUGGAGCCUGCUAGGACCUAUCACAAUACGAGUAUUACACUUGGGGACUACAACUCGGGCAUCCAAGUUGGUCAGAACAACGGUACCAUCACACAUGGGGCACCGCCUCCGGGCUAUUGGUGA